CAACUAAAAACAUAAAGUUAUUUAGUUUUGCUCAAACACGGCGCUCUCUAUCUCCAUUCUGAUUAUGCAUUCCGCCGAAAGACUAGAUUCCGGCCACCUCCCGCCGCCACCUCCGCCACCGCCGCCGUCACCCGGACGGAAUAUUCCUUUCAUCGGAAAACUCAAACCCUUUUAUCUUCUAUCAAUCUUGGUACUCCUAUCAGCAAUUUCAUUCAGUAUUAGCAAAACAGAUCAGUUCAAGAAAUUCUUUUUUCUCAGAUCAAAUUUGCUGAAUCCAACAGUUCAGAAACAAAUUUCAAGAAAUCCCAUUUACACAGCCCCUUAUUGUGUUCUAUGGAUGGCUCCAUUUCUUUCAGGAGGUGGGUACAGCUCAGAAGCUUGGUCAUACAUUUUAGCUUUACAUGAUUACUCAAUGAAUAAAAAUCCAAUCUUUAAUUUGAAAAUUGAGCAACAUGGGGAUCUUGAAAAUCUUGAAUUUUGGGAGGGUUUACCUUUAGAUAUGAGAAAUUUGGCUAUUGAGCUUUACCAUAGAGAAUGUAAGUUGAAUGAGACUGUUGUUGUUUGUCAUAGUGAACCUGGUGCUUGGUAUCCUCCACUUUUUGAUACACUUCCAUGUCCACCUAUUGGUUAUGGUCAUUUUAAGGCUGUAGUUGGAAGGACCAUGUUUGAGACUGAUAGAGUUAAUGAUGAACAUGUAAAAAGGUGUAAUCUUUUGGAUUUUGUUUGGGUUCCUACUGAUUUUCAUGUGAAAACCUUUACUGAAAGUGGGGUUGAUCCAUUGAAAAUUGUCAAGAUUGUUCAGCCUGUUGAUCUUGAUUUUUUUGAUCCAGUUAAGUAUGAGGCAUUGGAUUUAGGGUCACUAGGGAAUUCAGUGAUGGGGUCAUUUUCAAAUGGAGAAAAGUUUGUAUUCUUGAGUAUUUUCAAGUGGGAAUAUAGGAAAGGGUGGGAUAGUUUGUUGAGGUCUUACUUGAAGGAGUUUUCGGGAGGUGAUGAUGUGGUUUUGUAUCUGUUAACGAAUCCGUAUCAUUCUGAUAGGGAUUUUGGUAACAAGAUUGUUGAAUAUGUGGAGAAAUUGGAUUUGGAAGAACCGAAAGAUGGUUGGGCUAGAGUAUAUGUAAUCGACGAACACAUAGCUCAGGUUGAUAUGCCUAGGCUAUACAAGGCUGCUAAUGCAUUUGUUUUGCCAUCUAGAGGUGAAGGUUGGGGUAGGCCUAUUGUGGAGGCAAUGGCAAUGACUUUGCCAGUGAUUGCUACAAAUUGGUCAGGACCAACUGAAUUCAUGACAGAAGAUAAUAGCUACCCAUUGCCUGUCGAUAGCAUGAGUGAAGUCACAGAAGGUCCAUUUAAGGGACAUUUAUGGGCUGAACCUUCGGUUAAUAAGCUGCAAAUGCUAAUGAGGCAUGUAAUGGGAAAUCAUGAGGAAGCCAAGGCUAGAGGUAAGCAGGCAAGGGAUGAUAUGAUGAGUAGGUUUUCUCCUAAGGUUGUUGCUGGCAUAGUUAGUGAUCAUAUUGAACACAUUAUUGAUCAUACACAAUGAUAGUUAUGUUCUCUUUAGGAUCGAGAAGAGUGGAUUGUACAUUUUACUGCAGUAGUAACAGUUUUUUAGUCACUGUUUCUUCAAGGAUUAUUAACUCUGGUAGACUUUAUCCCAGUUUUCCUAUGCGUAAGUUGAAGAACGAUUUUACUUGAUAGAUGGAGACGACAAAGUUCUGGAAGCGGAUGAAUCUGAAUUUGGAGUGAAAAGAGGUUGUAAUAGGGGACAAUGCAUCGGAAGGUAUCCUGAGAAUCAAUUAACUGGAUAGACUUAUCAACACUCUUAUGUGUUCUUAAAUGGAGUUGCAGUAAAGUACAUACAUUUCUCUGCUAAAACAGAACUGUGUUGGUAAUCCAGUUAUGUUCUUGUGAUGAAUAUCAACAACAAAUGUCUAUUUUAAAGCUUAGAGUUAUAUCAAUUGUUAUGAUGUGUAUUGUUGGUUUGGACUUUCGAGUAGUAUUAGAGGAAAGAUAUGUCUCCGAUGGACCGCGAGUAUCAACUACGGAAUGAGGUAACAGCAUUAAAGGGCAAACUUAAUCACAUCCAACACUGAUGGACCACAAGUAGCAACUAUUGAAGGAGAUCAUAUUUGCUGUCAAUAUACACAAUUAUUCAGUCAAACCAUAUUCUCAACAGUUAAUUCUGAAAAGGUCAUCAAGAGAAGCAAGUAAAAGGGCAGCUCGGUGUACUAAGCAAAGAGCCGCAAUCCUAAAGAGUGUGAUGUAGGCAGUCUACACGUAAACAACUUUACCGUUGCUACAAGACUCCCUUCAAACCAAGAAGCAAGCAGAAAUACAAAUUAUGUAAUUG
Molecule: messenger RNA, 2344 nt
Organism: Solanum tuberosum (potato)
Lineage: Eukaryota; Viridiplantae; Streptophyta; Magnoliopsida; Solanales; Solanaceae
Exons: 2
Coding region: 65-1537 (490 amino acids)
Source: RefSeq, a predicted model, not a curated record